This is a messenger RNA of Ictalurus furcatus (blue catfish), 2193 nucleotides long. Its product is annotated as ADP-ribosylation factor-binding protein GGA3-like. Gene Ontology annotation, molecular function: phosphatidylinositol binding; ubiquitin binding; small GTPase binding. Bases 454 to 2076 code for a protein of 540 amino acids. The transcript has 12 exons. Gene Ontology annotation, biological process: intracellular protein transport; vesicle-mediated transport. The record is from RefSeq and is a predicted model, not a curated record. Gene Ontology annotation, cellular component: trans-Golgi network. Lineage: Eukaryota; Metazoa; Chordata; Actinopteri; Siluriformes; Ictaluridae.
AGCUCUUAUUUUUUCCAUGUACAGUGUAUGUUAAAUGUUCAGGUUUUCUGUUGCUGGACUGUUUAUCAUCAGUGCAGUGACAUUCGCACACUAUCAUGUCAUUCACUGCUGAGAAUGAAAACGAAUGGACUCCGUGGGGGCGUUCCUAUAGUGGUCCCAGUCUGUUGACUGUAUGGGAGAGCUACAGGUGGUCUACAGCCAGCAGUUGUACAUCUGCAGAGUUACCCGUUGUUAAGUGGGCGUAAACCCAAAUGAACCAGGAACAUAACGCAAGUUUAAUAAAAUGGACAAAUGGAACACUUGCUGUAUAAUCAGCAGGAUAAACGGAGCAGGAAUGUUUAUAAUAUGGUGUACAGUUGUAUUUCAGAUGUUGGUGCCCACUCAGACUGAGACGUUUUUAUUAAUUGCUCUACCGUCAACUCUGGUUAUAUUAUACUAAACAUAAUAAUUAUUAUGAUCGUUAUGUUCUUAACCUUUGGCGCAGGACUCAUCUCAUCAGACCCUGAGCUGACGGCUGAUAAAACUCUGAUCCCGUCUCCGCCUUCUCGGCCCAAAAACCCGGUGUUCGACAACGAGGACAUGGGCAAGUUGUUGGCGGAGCUGCUCCGGAGUAAGAACCCCGAGGAUCUGCAGGAGGCCAACAGGCUGAUCAAGAACAUGGUGAAGGAGGACGACGUUCGGGUUCAGAAAAUGACAAGACGCAUGCACACGCUGGAGGAGGUAAACAAUAAUGUCAAGCUGCUGAGCGAGAUGCUGAGUCAUUACGACCACGACAGGUCAUCAGACGCAGACCGUGACCUCAUCAAGGAGCUGUAUGAGCGCUGUGACAAACUGAGACGCACGGCAUUCAAACUGGCCACGGAGACGGAGGACCACGACACUAGUUUAGGUGAGAUUCUUCAGGCCAGUGAUGAGCUGGAGAGAGUAUUAAGCCUGUAUAAGAAGGUUGUAAAGGGCGAGACGGAAGGAGACAACACUGAGGAACAGAAAACAGCACUCGGGAAAGGCUGUGAGACAGACACACUCAUUGACCUCGCUGGUCUGGAUGAACCGCCUGCACCCCAGACAGCUCCGCCCACUCAACUCUCCAGAGCACCUUUGUCCAAUCAAACUGCCUGCAGCAUUCCGGUGAUCCCGCCCCCUCCUCGCCGAUUGGCUGGAGGAUCCGCCAGUCAGACCAGCAGCCCCAUUCACAAAGCCUCAGAGGCGUCACCGGCCCACUCUCUGCUCGACGAUGAGCUGCUGUCCCUAGGCUUGAACGAGUCUCCUCCGGUACAGAGCAGACCCAAACUGGAGGACGCGUCCAACCAGUGGACGUCUUUACAGGCUCCUGCUCCUCCUGGACUCGACCUGUUCUCCGGUGGAGCAGCAGCACCAGGGACCGUGUUUCCUCCUGCGCACACUUCAGGCCACCCCACACACCCCACACACCCUGACAUGGUGACUCAGGGGCUGCAGGAUCUCGCCAUGCUGAACCUGGGAGAGGUGCAGAGUGUCUCGGGUCAGCCCGUCAUGGCCACCGGUGUUGGUUUGGGUUUCGGCGUUUCCUCCUCUCUCUCCUCCUCCAACCCAUUUAUCAGCUCCAGCAUGCCCGGCUCGCCCCUGCGCUCUCUACAGGGAAACCCCGUGCGCUCUGAGGCAUCCCUCAGCAACCUACAUGUUCCCCUGGACUCCAUCAAAACCAGUAAGACUCUUCCUGUGACUGCGUACGAUAAAGACGGAGUGCGCGUCCUCCUGCACUUCGGCUCUGAGUGUCCUCCCGGGAGACCCGACGUCCUCGUCAUCGUGGUGUCCAUGCUGAACACGGCUCCUCUCGCAGUGAAGAACAUCGAGCUACAGGCCGCAGUGCCGAAGUCCAUGAAAGUGAAGCUUCAGAGUCCGUCAGGAGCCGAGCUGGCGCCCUUUAACCCCGUCCUGCCCCCUUCCUCCAUCACACAGGUCAUGCUUCUCGCUAACCCGCUUAAGGAGAAGGUGCGUCUGCGCUAUAAGCUGAUGUUCCUCCUCGGUGAGAGACAGUACUGUGAAGUGAGUGAGCUGGAUCAGUUUCCUCCACCAGAGAGAUGGGGAAACCUGUAGAGCUAACACACACACACACACACACACACACACACACACUGAUGGUAAGGUCAGGUGACAGAGGUCUUAACUCUGAGAUCACUGUAAGCCCUGACUCGGACAUGUGUAAGAAAACUC